Trypanosoma grayi is the source of this 1428-nucleotide messenger RNA. RefSeq names its product UDP-galactopyranose mutase. The transcript has a single exon. Gene Ontology annotation, molecular function: oxidoreductase activity. The record is from RefSeq and is a predicted model, not a curated record. The coding region runs from base 1 to 1428 and encodes 475 amino acids. NCBI's taxonomy places the organism in Eukaryota, Euglenozoa, Kinetoplastea, Trypanosomatida, Trypanosomatidae.
AUGCCAAGAGUAGUUAUAAUAGGCGGAGGACCUACGGGUCUGGGCGCGGCGGUGCGCCUCGCCGAGCUCAAGCAUGAGGACUGGCAUCUGUACGACUGCAGUGACGUUCCUGGUGGUCUGUCGCGCAGCUGCUGUGACGACAAUGGAUUUUUGUGGGAUAUGGGUGGACACGUCAUUUUCUCUCACUACCAAUACUUCGAUGAUGUAAUGGAUUGGGCGGUGCAGGAGUGGAACACACUGGAACGUGAGUCGUGGGUCUGGGUACGGGGUCGAUUGGUGCCAUAUCCAUUCCAGAACAACAUUCACCGCUUGCCAAAGUCGGAUACAAGACACUGCCUUAAUGAGAUAGUUAAGGCACAAGCUGUAACCUACAAGGAGCCACCAAGGAACUUUGAAGAGUCCUUUACGCGGCAGUUUGGUGAGGGUAUCGCGAAUAUUUUUAUGCGGCCAUAUAACUUCAAAGUAUGGGCCGUGCCGCCGCGACUCAUGAGUACCGAGUGGGUUGGCGAGCGCGUUGCCCCUGUCGAUGUGGAGCGAAUUCGUCACAACAUUGAAACUAACAAAGAUGAUUUGGGCUGGGGACCAAAUGCGACAUUUCGUUUUCCCCAGUAUGGUGGGACUGGUGGGAUUUAUGCAGCUAUCUGUGCGAAGUUGCCACAGGAGCGCCUGACGUUUGACUCAUCUUAUCAGAUGGUGGCAGUUGAUGCAGAUGGCAAGACCGUCACAUUUGCCAAUGGUAAAGUGGUGAGGUACGACUAUCUCAUUUCCACAGUGCCGUACGAUGACCUUCUGCGCAUGACGAAAGGCAGUGGCUUCACGAAUCAUGAAGAAUGGUGCAAAAUCGCGGACAAGAUGAUGUAUAGUUCCACAAAUAUCAUCGGUCUAGGCAUUAAGGGUGCCCCACCGCCGCACCUGCGCACAACAUGUUGGUUGUACUUCCCUGAAGACACAUCCCCAUUUUACCGCGCAACAGUGUUCUCUAACUAUUCCAAGUACAAUGCCCCAGAGUGUCAUUGGAGUCUUAUGUUGGAGGUUAGUGAGAGUAGAUAUAAGCCGGUAAAUCACGAAACCCUUAUUCAGGAUUGCAUUGCUGGUUGCAUUGCAUCUAACCUGUUGACUGCGGAAGAUGUUGUAGUAAGCCGAUGGUUCCAUCAUAUCGCCAAGGGAUACCCUACUCCUUUCAUUGGCCGCAAUGAGCUUCUGAACAAGGUGCAGCCGCAGCUGAAGGCCCAUUGUAUCUAUUCCAGGGGCCGUUUUGGGGCUUGGAAAUACGAGGUGGGAAACCAAGAUCACUCUCUUAUGCAAGGAGUAGAAGCAGUUAGUCAUAUACUCGGCAUUGUGAAGGAUGAGAAUACCUUUUCGGUGCCGCAUCAAGUGAACGGCACCCGCGAGACGACGAACUGCACCCUCUUGCAAAGAGGUAAAUAA